CUCAGCGACUUUGCUAGCGUUCAAGUCGUUUUGCCGUCUGCCGUUUGCCGGUUCAGAAACCAGAAGGUGUUUAUAGCAUUUGACAUCCGCACAACGACGACAGCACUAAAAUGAACGGACCCAAACUCUGCACUAAACUAUCCAGCACAUAUCUGCGCAAAUGGUGGAUCACAAUUGUAAUUGCGGCCAUUUUGAUAAUUGGCGGCAUUUUGGUGGCCUGCGAAUUCUCGGUGUUGAUCAAUUUGAUCGUUAAUCGGAUGAUAGCACUCCGACCCGGCGCCAAGACCUACGGAUGGUGGGCCAAGCCACCCGUAGAGCCCCGCAUCAGCUUGUACGUGUACAAUGUGACAAAUGCCGACGACUUCCUCAGCAAUGGCUCCAAGGCCAUUGUCGACGAGGUGGGACCCUAUGUCUACACCGAAACGUGGGAAAAGGUGAACAUUGUGGAGAAUGACAAUGGCACAUUGAGUUACAAUCUGCGCAAGAUCUACACGUUCCGCGAAGAUCUCUCCGCUGGGCCCGAAGACGAUGUUGUGAUUGUGCCCAAUAUACCCAUGCUAAGUGCGACAUCACAGAGUAAACAUGCGGCCAGAUUUCUGCGCUUGGCCAUGGCCAGCAUUAUGGAUAUCUUGAAGAUUAAGCCGUUCGUGCAAGUGUCCGUCGGACAGCUGCUUUGGGGCUAUGAGGAUCCGCUGCUGAAACUGGCUAAGGAUGUGGUGCCCAAGGAGCAGAAGUUGCCCUAUGAGGAGUUCGGUCUGCUCUACGGCAAGAAUGGCACCUCAUCGGAUCGCAUUACCGUGCACACGGGCGUCGAUGAUAUUCACAAUUAUGGCAUCAUUGAUAAGUACAAUGGGCGCACCCAUUUGCCGCACUGGGCAACGGACAACUGCAAUCGUCUCGAUGGCACCGAUGGCUCCAUCUUUCCACCCCACAUCGAGAAGAGCCGUGUGCUGGAGGUCUACGACAAGGAUCUGUGCCGUCUGAUGCCACUGGUCUUCGAACAGGAGGUGAUAACCUCGAACGAGGUGCCCGGCUAUCGUUUCACCCCACCCGAAUGGGUCUUCGCCGAUGUCGACAGUCAUCCUGAUAACAUGUGCUAUUGCCCAGCUGGCAAGCCGUCCUGUUCCCCCAACGGCCUCUUCAAUGUAUCGCUGUGCCAAUACGAUUCUCCCAUCAUGCUAAGCUUCCCGCAUUUCUAUUUGGCUGACGAAAGUCUGAGAACUCAAGUUGAGGGCAUUUCGCCGCCACAAAAGGAGAAGCAUCAGUUCUUCUUUGAUGUGCAGCCCAAAAUGGGCACCACACUGCGUGUGCGGGCUCGCAUCCAGAUCAACUUGGCCGUCAGUCAGGUGUUUGACAUCAAGCAGGUGGCCAAUUUCCCGGACAUCAUCUUCCCCAUACUGUGGUUCGAGGAGGGCAUUGAUCGUCUGCCCGACGAGGUGACGGGUCUGAUGCGUUUCGCCGAAACGGUGCCACCCAAAAUCCGUGUGGGUCUCAUUGUGGCGCUGUUCGCAUUGGGCGUGGCCCUGCUCCUGCUCUCGACAUUCUGCUUGAUACGCAACUCGCACAGGCAGAGUACGCUCCACCUGGAGGGCUCCAAUUACUUGGCCACUGCACAGGUGGACAUGAACAAGAAGCAGAACAAGGAUGCCAAUCCCAGCAAUGUGCGAUAUUGAUGACAUAUUAUUGUUCUGUGUGUUGUUUCUUGAUUAUAGGCGAUUUAGUGUUAGAUAUGUGUUUUAGCUAGAAAAACGCAUAACGCAUAACGCAUGCGGCUGUUGUGGGUGUUGCGGGUGUGUUAGCGUUUAGUCUAGAACAAAAUGGAGCUGGGAAGACUUAUGUGUAUGUACUUAUAUUAUGUAUUGAAUGUAUCGUAUGUGUAUGGUAGGUCCUCGUCUUGUAAGUACUUAAUAUGUAUGUAUGUAAAAGUUAUGCAAAUUGCAAGAGUAUCUAGAUAUGAUACUCUGGCAAACGGUCGUGAUCGCUUUAAGUCUCAAAUUUCUUGUUAUUAUUCUAUGUCACUAAAGAUCAACAAAAACAAAUUAAAUUGUCCGGUAUUACGGCACCAGACCAAAUAAGUCACAAGCAACCAACAAAAAUAUAAUACGCUCAAAAAAAAAACUAUAUAUCUAUAUAUAUAUAUAUAUAUAUAUGUAUGUAUAUAUGUUCACAAAAGCUCUCUCAAGUUCCGUCCCUCAUAUAAAUGUGCUUGAUUAGACCAAAAUUUGAAUGGACUGGCAACUUCUCCGAUGCGUUUUAAACGAACUACAACAAUUAAUAAUUAAUAAUAUCUAUACAUAAUAUAUAUGUGUAUACUUAUUUGUAUGUAUCGUAUCAAUAUCUUUAUAAUGUAUAUGACUUUAAUGUGUACAAUAAAUUACGCUAUUAUUUUAAUUAGCCACAUACAAA
Molecule: messenger RNA, 2406 nt
Organism: Drosophila grimshawi
Lineage: Eukaryota; Metazoa; Arthropoda; Insecta; Diptera; Drosophilidae
Gene: emp
Product: scavenger receptor class B member 1
Exons: 7
Coding region: 111-1673 (520 amino acids)
Cellular component (GO): membrane; cytoplasm
Molecular function (GO): scavenger receptor activity
Source: RefSeq, a predicted model, not a curated record